UCAUGGCGUGCGGCGGCGGCGGCGGCGGAAAGACGCCUUGUCCGUUUGACCCAGGCGGUGUGAUUUAUGGUCUGGGAGGGUGAGGAGUGGAGAAGGAAGGAUUUUAGAGCCCUGAGGGCCGCGCGGAAAGGGGCGGAGUGGUGCAUCUUCUUCCUCAGCUGCAGUGAAAAUGAGGACCUGGUUCUAUUUUGGAGACGUUUUCUCUGAAACGCACCACAGUUUUGUUAAAAAAUACAUCACUUGCAUAUUUUCUUGACUUUAUUAGCUAUUCCUCCAUGCCGGUAUUGGAAAAUAGCAGGGCCGAGCCCUGCUAUUGAAUUUCUGUAUCGCCCCAUUAUCCGGCAGGCACUCUGGGCAGUGUCUGCGAUGUGCCUAGGCAAUGAAUGACUCCGCCGCCGCCGCCGCCGCUGCACGUGCCCAGCACCCGCAAAGCCAGCCGAAUCCAAAAGCUACGAUCGCUGUUGCUGUCGCCGCCGCCCCCCGAGCUAAGCCGCUCAGCCGUCGAUGUCCUUAGAGGGUCGCCGCCGCCGCUUCUGUUCAGAGCCUGAAGGGACAAGCAGUCCGUGCCGUUCCUGCCGCUCUUUCCGAGGAAGAGGAAGAGCAGGAUGCUGCGCAAGCCGCGGCUUUGAACUAUGGAGGGAGUUCUGUACAAGUGGACCAAUUACAUCACAGGUUGGCAGCCUCGCUGGUUUGUUUUAGAUAAUGGGAUAUUGUCUUACUAUGACUCGCAGGAUGAUGUUUGCAAAGGCAGCAAAGGAAGCAUAAAGAUGGCGGUUUGUGAAAUCAAAGUUCAUCCAGCAGACAGCACAAGAAUGGAGCUCAUAAUCCCAGGAGAACAACAUUUCUACAUGAAAGCCGUGAACGCAGCUGAACGACAGAGGUGGCUCGUGGCGCUCGGGAGCUCCAAAGCUUGCUUGACAGACACUAGAACAAAAAAAGAAAAAGAAAUUAAUGAAACCAAUGAAUCUCUGAAAACCAAAAUGUCGGAGCUUCGUCUCUAUUGCGACCUCUUAAUGCAGCAGGUCCACACGAUACAGGAAUAUGUUCACCACGAUGAGAAUCGCUCAUCACCCACCAUUGAGAAUAUGAACGAAGCCUCUUCCUUGCUCAGCGCCACCUGUGACACGUUUAUCACAACGCUCGAAGAGUGCGUGGAAAUAGCGAAUGCCAAGUUUAAGCCAGAGACGUUUCCGUUGCCGCAUCCUGACCCCUUGGUUUCUCCCGUGUCACCUUCACCUGUGCAAAUGAUGAAACGUUCUGUUAGCCAUCCAGGUACAUGUAAUCCUGAGAGGAGCAGCCACUCUGUAAAAGAAUCAAAUCCGUCGUCUUAUCGAAUAUCGCAAAGAUGGCGAAGAACAGUCUCAGAAACAGAAUCCCCUGUAGACCUUCCUGUUGAAGACACAGACCGACCGGCAUUUUCCUCCAGAGAUGCUCUCAAUGGAGAUUUUGCAUCUUCAGCCAUUCCUGAAGUGACCGUAUCAGCGUCCAAGAAACAAUCAGAACUUGAAGAGACUCUUCCACCUUCUUCCUGAAUCUAUAAUGGGAUCAACUUUCUCUAAGUAAUGCUAUGCAAAAGCUGCUGUAAUUCUACUAUUGUUGUAGGAGAGUAGUUAGUUCCCUGUGUGAAGGAUUUCUCUGCACUUUAUAGAAUAAUGUAAAAAUUAACUUUGAAGCAUAUUUUAUCUUUAUAUAGUUUAUUUGCAAGAGUAUUUUCCUAAAAAGAAGACUUCUGCUUGUGCAUUUUUAACAGAUAGAUAUGUACCUUUGUAAAUGUAGCUCUUCUUUUUACAAGGUGUGACAGGCAAGCAGCCCGGUUGUGAUACUCCUCACCUUGACAAAAAGGGUGAGAUGUGGGGUGAGGAGAACUUGUGCCAUAGACCCUGGCUGCCCCCUUGAUCCUACAAUUGCUGUGCAGGCCCAGUAGCCCUGGGAGGAGAAGUGAAGGGAAGCAAGCAUGGCUACCACUGGCGGGGUGGGAAGGGGCACUUUUCAUUUCGGAGGAAGUCUUUCUUGCAUUUAGACUGAGACAGUAUUCCUGAAAUUGACCCUCUUGGCAUUGAGCAUUCCCCUUUUUAAAAGCAGUGGUGUGCCAAAGGGCACAAUUUAUGGAAAUUUAGUUAUAACUUAAUACCUUAAGUCCCCUUGAAAUCAGUGUCCUAAGGACAUGCUGAAGGCACACCCAAGCCAAAAUAAAGCACUUUUAAAUCCCAUUCUUUUUAAUGAGUGAGAAAUAUGCUCAUUGAAGUCAGUGCGAUUUUACAGUGUCUAGUUUUCCUGUUAUGUGCAGUUUUGUUUUUAUAACAACAGGACUUGGAAGACCUGUAUUUCUCUAGAUUGUACCCCAAAUUUAGCUGAUCAAAAGUAAUGGAUGAGUAUGCAGUGUUUUUCUCAAUGCAUGUAUAAAUUACCUCGUUACCAGGCAUUAAACCAUAUAUGGGCUGAAGGUUAUUUUACCAUUUUUAAUUUUAUUUUUUAAUAUUUUAUUUGGAACACAAAAUGUUUGCUCAUUAUUACUGGAUAGAGGGAAGAGAGAUGGGAGUCCUGCUUAACUCCUGGUGCGGGGGUGCAUCACUAAAUGCAUUGUAGCACUGCUUUUGAGGUCAUCAGGCAUCAUCCAAUCAAAGUUAAGCACUUAAAAGUCUGACUGAUUUCAGUGCAUGCUUCCCUUUCUCCUGUUUUAGUGAAUGGGACUAAAAAAUGCCUGACAAUGGCGGGGUUGUCACUUAAAAGCAAUUUGUCCUUGAUCAAUACAUCUUUUUACCAAAGUGUUAUUUUAGCGCCAGUUUCUGAAAUGUGCUCUUGAGCUGCCGUUGUAAUGUAUUCAUAUUUGCAGCUAUACGUUUAUUUAUGAUGUAUUUAUACCAAAGGGGGAGGGUGGCUUUUCUCAUUGUGAGUCCUAUAACUUCAAAAUAGCAUAUACGUAUGGCAGUCUUCCCCUCUGAAUUAACUUGGUGUCAAAUAUGAAUUUGUCUCUAGUAGAACCAAGAACUGACUCUAAUAAAUUGUAUAACUUAGCCUGCACCUGUUGUACAUUAUGGGCCCAGUUCAUCAGAAACCUCUCUUGUGCAGGCCCUGGUUUCCUUUCCUUUCCUUUCCUUUCCUUUCCUUUCCUUUCCUUUCCUUUCCUUUCCACGAAAGCAAAGAAAACGUAUGCAGCUUAAAUUUCAGCAAGGUUUGCACAGAUGUUUUUGAAGAAUUGUGCCCAAGUUCUUAGUGUUUUGAAAUGUAAUUAUUUUGGCUUGUUUUUGUAUUCACUUUGAGAGAAACUUGGUAUAUAAUGUCUCGGCCAUGGAGCACUUUUUAAAAAAAAUAAAAAUUGCUGUUGUUUUUUUUAGAAGUUA
Messenger RNA from Varanus komodoensis (Komodo dragon), 3341 nucleotides. It is a transcript of the gene PLEKHA3, whose product is annotated as pleckstrin homology domain containing A3. The coding region runs from base 633 to 1532 and encodes 299 amino acids. The record is from RefSeq and is a predicted model, not a curated record. Gene Ontology annotation, biological process: receptor recycling; retrograde transport, endosome to Golgi; endosome organization. The transcript has 9 exons. Gene Ontology annotation, cellular component: trans-Golgi network; recycling endosome; early endosome. Lineage: Eukaryota; Metazoa; Chordata; Lepidosauria; Squamata; Varanidae.